AUGGUUCAAAAUUCUCAAGAGCCCAUCGCCAUUAUUGGGUUUGCAUGCCGACUUCCAGGCGGUAAUACCACUCCGAAAAAACUUUGGGAGUUCCUCCGAAGAGGAGACGUUGCCUCUAACAAAGUGCCCAAAUCGAGAUUCAAUGUUGAGGGACAUUGGGAUGGAUCUCAAAAGCCGCACACUAUGCGAACAUGUGGCGGCAUGUUUCUGGAGGAUAUUGAUCUCGCGGAUUUUGAUGCCUCAUUUUUUGAGAUAUCGCGGAUCGAUGCUAUCUCAAUGGAUCCAAACCAACGUCAGAUGCUCGAAGUUGUUUUUGAAGGACUCGAGAAUUCUGGUAUUCCGCUAGAGAGUCUCGAUGGUGCACCUGUUGGGUGCUUCAUUGGUUCAUAUGCGUCGGAUUAUAGCGAUAUGCAAAACAGAGACCCUGAAGACAAACCAGCAAACUUCAAAAUUGGCGUUGGACGUGUAACUAUGGCCAAUAGACUAAGUCAUUUCUUGAAUAUCAAAGGACCGAGUAUGACUAUCGAUACUGCUUGCUCUAGUAGUCUUGGGAGUCUGGAUGUAGCUUGCCGGUAUUUACAAUCUCGGGAGAUUAAUGCGGCUAUUAUUGCAGCCAGCAACCUCUAUCUGAAUCCAGAGCAUGUGAUGAAUCUUGGAGAGGUGAGUAAUGCUUAUUCGCCUACUGGGCUGUGUCAUACAUUUGAUCUUGAUGCCGAUGGAUAUGUAAAAGCCGAAGCAGUGAGUAGUAUCAUUGUUAAAAGGCUCUCUGACGCUCUUCGCGACAGUGACCCCAUAAGAGCUGUGAUCCGAGGUUCUGCAACCAAUAGCAGCGGAAGAACAUCUGGAAUUGCUACACCUAGCGCCGAAGCACAAUAUGCUGUCAUCAGAGCCGCUUAUGCAAAUGCAGGUAUUACAGAUUUAGAUGAAACAGCGUAUCUCGAGUGCCACGGUACUGGAACACAGACCUCUGAUACUAUCGAAGCAGAAGUUGCCGCUUUGGCAUUUUCUGGGACGCGUUCAAGAGACAGGCCACUCAUCAUCGGCUCGAUAAAAAGCAAUUUAGGACAUGCUGGGCCAGCAGCGGGUAUAUCAGGAAUCAUAAAAGCCGUCAUGGCCAUAGAAAAUGGAAUCAUUCCGGGGAAUCCCACCUUCAUAAACCCGAACCCAAAGAUCGAUUUUGCCCGUCUUAAAGUAAAAGCUACUCGGACUGCGAUACCAUGGCCUGCAUCCUCCAUUCGCAGAGCAAGUGUCAAUUCCUUCGGACAUGGAGGUUCCAACGCACACGUAAUCUUUGAACAGCCCGAGUUUUCGGAUGGCCCGAAGCACGCCACUUCAUAUCUUUCUGAUAGUGAUGACUUCGAUUUAGAUGAAGAUGACUCUGAGCAUCCAUAUACACUCGUUCUCUCAGCAAAUGACAAGGCCUCACUAAAGGCCAACAUCAUGGCACUGUGCAAUCACUUGAUCAAUCCAAGUGUAAAAGUCGAUCUCAAAGAUCUCGCAUAUACGCUUUCGGAGAGGAGAACACGAUUUUGGCACCGGGCUUACAUCACAACACAAAAUACUGAUAUUGACGAAAAUGAUUUUAUUAUUGGACAGAAGAAUCCUGAAGCCCUGAGAAUAGGGUUCGUUUUCACUGGCCAGGGAGCCCAGUGGCCUCAAAUGGGGAAGAAACUGCUGCAAUUCUUUCCAUGGACAAGGGAAAUACUGGAACAUCUUGACGACGCUCUGCAAAGCCUUUCAGAGCCCCCAAAUUGGUUAUUAAUACAUGAGUUAACGGAGGUUCGCAGCACCGAACAUUUCCGUCGACCAGAAUUUUCACAGACCCUUGUUACAGCACUUCAGUUAUGCGUUAUAGAAGUGCUUCGAAAAUGGGGUGUCAAACCUCAAAGCGUGGUUGGGCACUCUUCAGGAGAGAUUGCUGCAGCAUAUGCAGCCGGCUUCCUGGACCAAGCCACUGCUAUCAAAGUAGCUUACUACAUAGGUCGUGCUGCUCUAAAUCGAAAGAACGAAGUUGAAAGUGGAGCUGGCAUGCUUGCAGUGGGUCUGGGAGCAGAAGGUAUAUUACCGUACCUAGAAAAAUAUGCCGGCCAAGUCUGGAUUGCAUGUUACAAUAGUCCCAGCAGUCUAACUGUGUCCGGGAAACGCGGUGCGUUCGAAUCAUUGGCCGAGGAAUUGAAAGCCGGAAACCAUUUUUGUAGACUCCUAGAAGUUGACUUGGCCUACCAUUCUGAACUUAUUGGAGUGAUUGCCGAGGAGUAUGAGAAGAUUUUGAAAUCUGACUUCACCUGCCUUCGUGGAUCAUCUGAUGUAUCCAUGUUUUCUUCAGUCACCGGAUCAAAGAAGAACACCACUACAGACGCAUUAUACUGGAAAACAAACCUUGUUUCUCCGGUGUGUUUUGAUAAGGCUCUUAUUGAGUUGCUCUCGCAGGAGAAAGGGCCAAACUUUCUGAUCGAAAUUGGUCCAUCAGGGGCACUUGCCCGACCCAUCUCGCAAAUUUUAAAAUCAUUGCCAAAUGGAGACAGCAUUUCCUACAAUCCUUCAUGGGCUCGAGGUCAACAUGCCGGCAAAGCCAUUUUCGAUUUAGCAGGUUUUUUGUUCGUCACCGGUCAUGAUAUCAAUCUGGGAAAUGUCAACCAGUACACUGAGGCUAAAACUCUCAUCGACCUGCCCAAUUACAACUGGAACCAUUCAAUCAAGUAUUGGCAUGAAAAUGAAUCUAGUAAAGAUUGGAGAUUCAAAAAAUUUGUCAAUCACGAUUUGCUUGGGAGCAAAGUCCUCGGGACUACUUGGCAAUCACCAACAUGGCGAAAGCUUUUGAAUCUUUCCGAUGUGCCAUGGUUGAAAGACCAUAAAAUAGGUUCGGACGUUCUUAUGCCUGCUGCUGGAUACAUAACAAUGGCUGUGGAAGCAUUAUACCAAAAGACGCGCGUCCUCGCUACCGAUGACAAAACUAUUAACUCGCCUAAUGAGCUAUGUUAUCGAUUUAGGAAUAUUCGUUUUGCUAAACCUUUGGUGCUAGAGGACGAUAAAGUGUCGACUGUGCUACUUUCACUGACCCAAAAACAUGGUGUUACAGACUGGCAAGAGUUUCGAAUUUCUUCCACUACCGGAGAUCUUAUGGUUGAGCAUUGUUCAGGUCUGAUCCGUCUACAAGAUCCCGUUGAUGAAUCUCUGGCUGAGUCUGAUGACAAACCUCUUCAGUACCCAACAGUUGGCAAAGCUUGGUAUAAAUCUCAGGCAGAAGCCGGCUAUGGUUUCGGGCCCAGUUUCCAGAAGCUCCUCAAUGUCGAGUCCAAGAGCGGCCAACGACAAUGUCGCGUUAAGGUAUCAUUGGAAGAGCCAUCAUCAAAAUGGUCGCCACAGUUCUGUUAUCCAAUUCAUCCGGCAUCUCUGGAUGGAUGCUUCCAGACAGUCACUCCUGCUCUCUGGGCAGGAGAACAUAGCUCAGUUAAUGCUGUCUUAGUUCCUGCGAUUAUUGAUGACCUCAUAAUUAAUAGUGUGCCUAGUGGUGUUAAGGAGGGCCUCUCGCUUGCCACAUCAGAAUAUUCGGGCCAUGGCCGUCUUGAGGAAGCUAAGAGCUACUUUGCUAACUGCUCAGUAUAUCAGCCCGAAAAUGGUGUACUUCUCAUGCAGAUGACUGGGCUCCGAUUUGCCAAGUUAGAUAUGGGUAUCAAAACAGAUCCACAUGUAUUCCACUGCAUUUCUUGGAAGCCAGACGUUACUUUCCUUUCCCAUGAAAAGUUGGUAGGUUUGAAUCAAGAAAAUUUUGAGCCACAACUGGAUACAGUCAUCGAUCUUAUUGCGCACAAGAAGCCUGGUUUAAUAAUCCUUGAGGUGAAACUUAAUUCCACUGAAAUAAGAUCUACCUGGUUUGAGCCUGGACAUUUAUCAUCAAGAUCUGCUUACCUCCAGUACGACUUUGCUUCGGACAACGCCAGAGAUCUCGCGAGUCUCGGAAUCAAGUACAAGACCAAGAGCAACACAUCGUUUUUUCUACUAAAUACCACUAAAGAAGCCUUGGGAUUUUCAUCAGACGCAAUGUAUGACCUCGUCAUUUUGAAAAUUUCCAAGACUUCGGUUGUUGAUCAGAUCGUGAAUGAUAUCCUCAGAUAUAUCAAAGCUCAUCUUUUCCACAAAGGGUAUGUGCUUGUCGUUGAUGAGGAGGAUCGAUUACAAUCAAGAAUUAGCUCUGUGCAUACCCCUUCUCUUGAUGAGAGUGUCAAAUCGCCGUCACCGUCGUCGGCAGGCUCAACUAAACCACUUGAAAUAGCCACCAAGCCUUUCGAAUCCAUUGCCGAGAACUCAGAAAUUAGCGGUACAAUUGAAAAAGUAGUAUCCGAAGAGGUCCACAAGAGCAAGAGAAAGUCGCUUGAGUCUGAUGCGGCGGUGGCAGGUCUUACACAGGGAUUCUCAAACCACGAAACGAUGCGUGAGGCGAUGAAAGUGCACAAAUUCACUUCCAUCUUACAGGUUCCUAGCGAUGAGGACAGUCUAGCAUGGUCUUUGUACACUAAUGAAGCUCAGGUUGGAGUCAAUUCGCACCUGAGGAAGUUAAUUAUCGUGCAGCUUUCGGAGAACACACCGUCCUUAGAUCCCUCGCUCAAAGCAGCCUUAGAAUUAUCCGGCUGGAAAAUCAAGAACGUAACGUACCCACCGAAAAUCCUCACGGAAACAGGAGCUGUGAUCUUGGUUCUAGAUGAACUUUACGGCCCAGUAUUAACAAAUAUCGACGCAACCCAGUGGGGAGGCCUUAAGAUGCUCAUCAGUUCUGGGAACCAUCUACUCUGGGUCACCAAAGGUGCCCAAUAUAAGGUGACUCAUCCCAACAACGCUCUCGUCCAAGGUCUAUUUCGCGUAGCACGUAGAGAAAAUCCCAGCGCAAAACUUAACAUUUUGGACGUCGAGUCAAGCACGGGUCCUGCCACAGAGUAUGCCAUUGACGCGGUUCUCAAAUCGCUAGAAUCUAGCCCUCCAAACUCGGGAUUCGAUGUUGAUACAGAAUUCGUAGAACGUAACGGGAUUCUAUAUGUGCAAAGAGUUGUACCGGACUUUCCAGUCAAUGAGUUUAAGAGGGCCGAGGUAGAAGGUGCGGAGCCUAUACUGAGGAAUCUACACGAAGUUGAAGCAGCCGUACAAUUAAGAGCUGAGAGCUUAGGAACUUUCCAGGGUCUUACAUGGUGUGAAACAGCGGUUGGAGAGGUUCCGGUAGAUCCAGAAAAGAUUGAGAUAGAUGUCAUGGCUGUGGGCGUCAAUUUCAAAGACGUAGCUGUGACAAUGGACAUUGUUCCAGGGAAUGAAUACAGCAUUGGCUACGAAGGAGCUGGUAUCGUAAAACGACUAGGACCAGGUGUAACCAAAUUCAAAGUUGGAGAUCGUGUCUGCUUUUUGAAUAAUGGCAGUUAUGCAAAUCGCCUCCAAGUUGCUAUUGGACGAGCCCACGCUAUACCAGAUUCGAUGAGUUUUGAAGAUGCGGCUACUAUCCCUAUGAUGUAUUUGUGCUCUUUCUACUCUCUUUGCGAUAUUGCCAAUUUGAGAGAAGGACAGUCCGUACUCAUCCACUCGGCAUCAGGUGGUGUUGGAAUUGCGUGCCUUCAACUUGCGCGACACAUGAAGGCAGAAAUUUAUGUCACUGUUGGUACGGAAGAAAAGGGCAAAUUUUUAACUGACAGUUACGGCAUUCCACCAUCCCGAGAUCCAUUUAUUGCAAGACUGUUGGGCCAAAUUUUCGAAUUGAUUAAUGGUGGCCAUAUCAAGCCCAUUAACCCAGUUACUGUAUUUGGAUUUAAUGAUAUUCCAGCAGCACUGACACUCAUGCACAGUGGUCGACACAUUGGCAAAGUUGUUGUCUCUGAUAAAGGUAAGAGUUUGCAGGUACCGAUUCGGCCAGCAACACAAAAAUUAAAACUUCGACCCGACGCCUCCUAUCUCAUUGUCGGCGGUUUGAAAGGCAUGUGUGGCUCUUUGGCUAUUCAUAUGGCGCGGCAUGGUGCUAUGAAUAUCAUCGCCUGCAGUAGAAGUGGUAUCAACGAUGCUGCAUCACAGAAAAUUGUGAUGAACUGCCUUGCAUAUGGAUGCAAAGUUGUAGAUGCCCAAGGCGACGCUGCCAAUGUAAAUUUCAUGAGAAAAGUCUUCAGACAGGCAUCACCACGAAUCACUGGGGUCAUUCAUGGAGCUAUGAUCCUUAGGGAUAGACCACUUGAAACCAUGACGCUGGAUGAUUAUCACACAGCUCUUCAUGCAAAAAUCAAUGGAACUUGGAACCUACACUAUAUUUGCCAAGAACAAAAAGAGCCGCUAGACUUCUUCACCUUGCUCUCGAGUAUCUCCGGUGUUGUUGGAAAUAAAGGGCAGGCAAAUUAUGCUGCAGGAAACACAUUUCUGGAUGCCUUCGCCGAAUAUCGUGAAUCUCUUGGUCUUCGAGCAAAUUCCGUUGAUCUUGCCUGA
Messenger RNA from Sclerotinia sclerotiorum 1980 UF-70, 6447 nucleotides. RefSeq lists its product as hypothetical. Gene Ontology annotation, biological process: fatty acid biosynthetic process; secondary metabolite biosynthetic process. NCBI's taxonomy places the organism in Eukaryota, Fungi, Ascomycota, Leotiomycetes, Helotiales, Sclerotiniaceae. The record is from RefSeq and is a predicted model, not a curated record. The transcript is spliced from 9 exons. Bases 1 to 6447 code for a protein of 2148 amino acids. Gene Ontology annotation, molecular function: 3-oxoacyl-[acyl-carrier-protein] synthase activity; zinc ion binding; oxidoreductase activity.